AUGCCGGACGGCAACAGAUCGGUAUUUGUCGGGAACAUCCCAUAUGGCGUCACUGAAGAGAUAAUCAAAGACCUUCUCGGCCGCGUGGGUCAAGUACUAAACUUCCGCCUCGUCUACGACAAAGAUACUGGCCGACCAAAAGGCUUUGGCUUCGCCGAGUUCUCGGAUCCAGACGCCGCGGCCUCAGCCAUACGGAACCUGGACAACUACGAGCUCAUGGGGAGGACACUGAAAGUCGACUGGUCCAAAGAUGGCGCCAAAGGGGAUGAAGCGCCGAUGGAUUACAACACCACACAACAGCCAACGACGAACGGCCAAGGACAAGAUGCCACAGCACCUCCGUCCAGUGUGCUACCGCCUCUGCCGCCAGGAGCGCAGCUUGAGCCAGGCUUGCUGGCGCCCGACGCGAUAUCGAAAACACUCAGUGCCUUCCCUCCAGCACAGCUACUGGACCUGAUGACGCAAGUGAAGAAGGUCGCAACAGACAAUCCAGCUCAAGCGCACGAGCUCUUCAGAACCCAGCCCCAGCUCUCCUACGCCAUCUUCCAGGCUCUACUCCUCCUCGGUCUCGUUGACCACACUACGCUGGCGCAAGUCGUAGACACCGCCGUGCUAGGUGCGGCCGCAGCUCCACCCGCGCCCGUACCUCCCCCACAACCACAGGCGCCGACACCACAAAUGCAACCCGCAAUGCCGUACCAACCUCCUCCGCAAGCGCAGUACCAACAGCCUCCCCCACAACCACAGUACCCAGGAUAUCCGCCAAUGCCGCAGCAGCCGUUGCCGAUACCAACACCGCCCGUGCAGCAACACUAUCAGCCGCCUCCGCAGCAACAGCCUGGGCCGCCCGCAAUGGAUCAGCAGCAACUGCUUCAGAUGGUGCUGAGCAUGACGCAGCAGCAGAUAGACGCGCUUGGACCGAAUGAGCGGGCGCAGAUCAUGGCGAUAAGGCAGUCGUUGAUGGCGGGGCAGAGGUAUUGA
Molecule: messenger RNA, 981 nt
Organism: Coniosporium apollinis CBS 100218
Lineage: Eukaryota; Fungi; Ascomycota; Dothideomycetes
Exons: 2
Coding region: 1-981 (326 amino acids)
Biological process (GO): mRNA 3'-end processing
Cellular component (GO): mRNA cleavage and polyadenylation specificity factor complex
Molecular function (GO): mRNA binding
Source: RefSeq, a predicted model, not a curated record